Messenger RNA from Salvia splendens (bonfire salvia), 1209 nucleotides. RefSeq lists its product as uncharacterized. The record is from RefSeq and is a predicted model, not a curated record. Gene Ontology annotation, molecular function: hexosyltransferase activity. Lineage: Eukaryota; Viridiplantae; Streptophyta; Magnoliopsida; Lamiales; Lamiaceae. Gene Ontology annotation, cellular component: membrane. The transcript is spliced from 4 exons. Bases 1 to 1209 code for a protein of 402 amino acids.
AUGCGGCAAAGAAGAUGGCUCGAGUUGGUGAAAGACUAUGAUUUUGGCAUCAAUUAUCACCCCGGCAAAGCAAAUAUAGUAGCGGAUGCUUUGAGCCGGAAGGAUCAUUCCCAGCUGGCUACUUUUAUCACCAAGGAAGAAAACCUGAUUCGCGAGUUCAGUAAGAUGUGUUUGGAAGUGGUAAGAGCACCUGAAACAGUGGAAGCACGAAUCGCCACUUUAGCUGUUGAACCGGAUCUGAGGUCGAGAAUUAUUGCAGCACAACGGAUGGAUGCAAAGUUGGAGGAGAUUCGUGUAGAAGUGCGAACCGGUGAAUCUGGGAAUUUUAGUGAAGAAGGCGACAAUGCCCUUACUUUUGAAGGAAGAUUAUGCAUGCCGAAUAGCGAGGAGCUCAAAAACGAGGUUAUGAGUGAAGCGCAUGAAACUCCAUACACCGCCCACCCAGGAACAAACAGAGGAAUUCUUCAAAACUUCUACUCAAGCAUCAAAUACACCUCCAACCCCACCACCAAAAUCCAAGCUUCUCCGCCACCCUUCACCCUCCUCAUCGGCAUCCUCACCCGCCCCGAUAGCUACGACCGCCGCCACUUCCUCCGCCUCAUCUACGCCACACAAACGCAGAGCACCGCCACAUUCACAAUCACAGUCAAGUUCGUCCUCUGCAACCUCACCAAGCCCGAACAGCGCGUCUUCGUCGCCCUCGAGAUCAUGCGCUUCGACGACAUCAUCAUCCUCAACUGCCCCGAGAACAUGAACGCCAGAAAAACCUACACCUACUUCUCCUCCCUCCCCAGGAUCCUCCCGGCCAGAUUUUUCCAUUCCCACAGGUACGACUAUGUGAUGAAGGCCGACGACGACGUCUACCUGCGCCUGGAGCAGCUGGCCACGUCGCUAAGCCCUCUCCCGAGGCAGGACUUGUACUACGGCUUCGUGAUCCCUUGCCAGAGCAUGAAUCCGUUUGUUCACUACAUGUCCGGGAUGGGGUUUGUGCUGUCGUGGGACCUUGUUGAGUGGAUAGGCGCCUCGUUGAUCCCGUUGAACAAGCCGGCAAUGCAUGACUAUCCACGUACUAAUAGUAGAUGCUCGCAUGACCUUGUUCCGGACACCAUCGCGGUUCAUCGGCUUAAGAGAUGGGAGCAGUGGCUGGAUGUACUUACUUUCUUCAAUGUCACUAACCAGGUUAAGCCAUCUACGUUGUAUACUUUGUGA